Molecule: messenger RNA, 4729 nt
Organism: Osmerus eperlanus (European smelt)
Lineage: Eukaryota; Metazoa; Chordata; Actinopteri; Osmeriformes; Osmeridae
Product: R3H domain-containing protein 1-like
Exons: 27
Coding region: 274-3540 (1088 amino acids)
Molecular function (GO): nucleic acid binding
Source: RefSeq, a predicted model, not a curated record
CAAGUGAAGGGGAGAGAGGGAGAGACAGACAGAGAGACCAAGUAAAGGGGAGAGGGACAGAGACCGAGUGAAGGGGAGAGAGGGAGGCCGUCUCGGAGAUCUGUUCUCCGAGCGGCAACUUUCACAGCCAAUGCAGCGACUGGUAAUAUGGAAACUAAACCCCUGACCAAUGGAACUAACGGAGGGCACGAUGUGGCAGGUCACUAAGGGGCAUGAGAGCCUUGUUGGAGGCCUGCGAGGUAGCGAGCCCAAGCCAGAGCUGGUGACGGUGACAUGGGCCUGUACCUCAGGGCUUCCUGUAGCACGCUCCUCCACGCCACGCGCCCCUCAGCCCCCCCCGGCAGCAGCAACGCCCCCCACAGGGACCCCGCCCUGGGCACCAGCCCCCGCCCCGGCCCCCCGCCUCAGCAGGCCCAGCACCAAGCAGCAGCCACGCCGGAGACUAGCGACACCAUGAGAGGUCUGGAGAUGGAGGAGAGCCCCCCCACCCCCUCCUCAGAGGACGGCCCCGCCCCCUCCUCAGAGGACGGCCCAGCCAAGCCCGACAGCAGGGAGCGGGUCACUCCGCCCCAACCGCAACCUGAACCCGACCGAGAUGAAAGCUGCUGCCAAGACAAGAAUGACACUCAGCGGGAGUCGUCGGGAUCAGCAGGGAGGAGACCCAAGUCUAACUCAAAGUUAAAGUUAGUUCGGAGCCUGGCUGUUUGCGAAGAGUCCUCUCCUCCCCCUCCCACUACUGAUCUGCCUGGAGACACCCAGGAAGAAAUUCAAAUCCAGCUGUCCCAGCCGUACGACAAAGAGGAAUCCUCUCCGCCUGUCAGAGAUGAGGAGAAGAGUGUCGAGAGGCUGGACAGAACUGAAAGGAUGCCAAGGAAGAUGUUAUCCCGAGAUUCCAGUCAGGAAUACACCGACUCCACAGGGAUCGACCUCCACGAGUUCUUAGUUAACACGUUGAAAAACAACCCCAGGGACAGGAUGAUGCUGUUGAAGCUGGAACAGGACAUCCUCGACUUCAUCAGUAACAACGAAAGCCAGAAGAGGAAGUUCCCCCCGAUGACCUCCUAUCACAGGAUGCUGCUGCAUCGAGUCGCCGCGUACUUCGGCCUCGAACACAACGUCGACCAAACGGGGAAAUCGGUUAUUAUCAACAAAACGAGUAACACAAGGAUACCCGAUCAGAAGUUUUCGGAACACAUCAAAGACGACAAAAGCGAGGACUUCCAGAAGCGGUACAUUCUCAAAAGGGACAACUCCACCUCUGACAAAGAUGACAACAUGAUGCGGAUGCGACUGAAGGAUGACCGGAGGAGCAAGUCCAUCGAGGAGAGGGAGGAGGAGUACCAGAGAGCCAGAGACAGGAUCUUUGCUCAAGAUGGUCCAGAUGGGUUUGCUAUUGAAAAAAGGAUACAAGAAGACGAUGCUGGCAACAACACACAGCAACGACGAAAGAUCUUCAGGUUAAAAGACGGCCGUUCGGCCAACAGUCGCCAGAGCAGCUCGGAGAACGAGCCCAAGUCCUCAGACCCGCGGCCCUGGAGCAGCACCGACUCAGACAGCUCCAACCGGAACCUACGACCGGCCAUGACCAAGGCCAGCAGCUUCAGUGGGAUCUCCGUCCUGCUGCGGGGCGACAGCUCCGUCCUGCUGCGGGGCGACAGCUCCGGGAGCUGUAAGAGCAUCGGACGCCUGUCCAAGACCGGUUCUGACUCGUCUAGUAGUGUAGGGUCGUCCACGGGUUCUCUGUCUCGCUCCCAGCCACCCCUCCCUAUGGCCCCGGCUCUCACCCAGACGGGCCUCGCCCCCCUGGCCCCCCUCGCCCCCCCGGCCCCCUGCUCCAGUAGCUCUGUGUUGUACGAGGUGGGCCGGAGUGCCCCUGCGCCAACACCGGCCUCCGCUAACGCUAGCUACUAUUUGCUUCCGCUGGAAGCCACAGGGAUACCGCCAGGAAGUAUCCUGGUCAACCCACACACAGGCCAGCCCUUUGUGAACCCAGACGGCAGUGCCGUGAUCUACAACCCUGGCAUGGUGCCCCCACCCCAGGGCCGGACCCAGCCCUCGGCCCCCUCCGGCCACCACCAGCCCCCGCCCUCCAACCACACCCUCGCACAGCCGUCGCGGCCCCUGCAGACGUCCAGUCAGCCGGUCCAGUACACUGCGGCCCCGUACCCCACACAGCUCCUCUCCGUCUCCCCUAACCAACAAUACACUGUGCAAGACCCCCUCGGGGGCCAGUUCAGCCACAUGAGCCUGGGCCGCCAGGCGUCUCUGGAGGGCCGGGACCCCCGCGCUGCCCUGUACCCUUCCCCCGUGGUGCUCCAGCCCCCCCCGCCCCCACCCCAGCAGGCUGGCUACAUGGUGGGCCCCCCGGGCCAGCCCGGCCCCCCCCAGACCUAUGCCCCGCCCCCCCCUCCACCCGUCAACCAGCCCGUCAUGCAGCAGCAGGGCUACAUGCAGCAGAUGCCAGCGUGUUACUGUGCUCCAGGCCAGUACCCUCUCUCCAGCCAGCAGUACAGAACAGUGGGCCCGGUCCAGUACAGCUCUCCCCAGGGCCAGCCCAUGAACCCUCUGCCCUCACAGCAGACAGGUUACCAAACUGUGAUGACUAACCCAGCACAGAGCUACCAGGGCAUGCUGGGUCUCCAGCACACCCAGGGGCAGAACAUGGUCGGCGGUCAGCACAGCAAUAUGGGGAAUCAGAUGCAUGGCAUGAUGGCCCAGUAUCCCUCCAUGCCAUCUUAUCAGGUAUCCAUGCCCCAGGGCUCCCAGGGUGUGCCACAGCAAACAUAUCAGCAACCCAUUCUCCUGCCCGGCCAGGCCAGCCAGGGGCCCCUGCCUGCCUCCCUGCCUGCCUCCCUCCCUGCCUCCAUGUCUGGCUCCAUGCCGGGCACCAUGUCUGGCUCUGGAGUUCAGGUGUACUACAGUGUUAUCACACCCAACCAACACAACACAAUGAGCUCGUCAGUGGGGUUUUUGCCUCCCCCUGGCUCGGAGCAGAUGCACUUUCCCCGGUCGUCCUCCCCCUGCUCCUCCCAGCAGUGCUCAGGCGUGCCCCCGCCACCAGGGGCCGGUAUGGUGAUGAUGCAGCUGACCCUGCCCCCUAGCCAGCAGCCACGCCCACACUCGCCCCCCCAAUGGAAACACAACAAGUACUACAGCCUGGACCAGCAGAGAGGCCAGAAACCCUCAGAGCUGGCCAUCCUAGACUCCUCCCAGAGCAGCCCCCAGCUCGGCAGCCCCUCCGCCUCCCCGGCCCAGUCCCCCACCCCCUCCCACCUGACCAAUGUGAAGAGCGUCCGUCCAGGCCUGGCCCCGGUCCCCAUGAUGCCGCAGUUCUCGCGGCCCUUCCUCCCAGGGCAAGGAGAUUCCCGGUACCCCCUGCUGGGACAGCCCCUCCAGUACAACCCCCAGGACCGUCCCCCCCUUCUCCAAGCCCCCCCCAUGGUCCCCAACCACCAGGGACCAAUGGGAAUGAGGCACGGUGGUGUCGCCGGGCGGGGGAGGAAGCAACCGAGGAAGGCCCUGUCUACCGACCUCAGUUGAGCGGGUGAGUCCUGGAGGUGACUGACCUGUCGGAGGGGAUGAGGAGGGGCGAGCCGGAGUCAGGGGGGACCCGGAGCGGGGCCCACCAUGCAGUGUCCUCUAGGACCAGGGACCACGCCAAACACCCUGCCCCUCUCCCCCGCCUGCCCCCCUCCAGCCAGGUGGCCCAGGGCCCCGCCAGCCUCUCCCGGCCCAGGACCCUGGCAGCGGCCGGGUCUGGAGAGGGCUCUCUCGGAGGCCUUCUCUGGCGCUGCAUCGACCAGACAGCCUGGAGGAUCUCUGGCUUUCACCCUCACCAGCACCCCCCCCGUCACACCCAGCUGCCCCCCAGCCCCCUCCCUCGCUGCGUUGGCUUGAUGUAAAAGGGUUGUUUUUACACUUGUAGAGACUCUGGGGAGUUUGUCGUCUGUGGAACUGUCCUCGCGAUUCGGAAAAGAAACACGAACAAAAGUUAACAUCACUCGAACUGAUGAGAGAAUCUAAAAAGCACGAUCCAAGUUCCAAAUAUGAAAACCCAUCAGCUCUCCUACGAGACCAGACUUGAGCAUAUCAAUAUCCUUUUUAUUUUUUAAUAUUUUGUUUUCUAGUUGUUCCCCCCCCGCCCCCACACACACCACCAUCACCAAAGUCCCCCCCCACCACACACACACACACACACACACUAGGGCAGCCAAGUAUUGCCCCUCUCUCACCAGCCACUUGCCCCAGAGUGGCCAGGUACCCUGCCCCCCCCCAGCUACAUUAUAGGUCUCUUGUUGUGCCUUGUCAAGAGUGUACUGCUUUAUUCUGCAAGAAACACAAAGAUGAAGACACCCCCAGUGUCCACCGUUCAAUGAAAAAGACCCGCACCUUGUAAAUAAUUUAUAUAGUAGCUAAAUAAUUCAAUCAGUUCUCUUUUCACAGUGAACGGUAUGUGUCGGUCACAGGCAGAGAGGGCAGAGAAAAGGCUUUGUUUGACUUCCCCUGUUUUUUUUGUUGCUGUUUUUUUUAAACUUAAUUUAAAAGUCAAUAAAAAAUGACACUCCUCCACCGACGCAUAUUUUUUUUAGCAAUCCUGCUUUUGAUGGCUUCUCUCCCCCACACUGCUCUCUCUUUCCUCUCCCAACACUGCUCUCUCUUUCCUCUCCCCCACACUGCUCUCUCUUUCCUCUCCCCAACACUGCUCUCUCUUUCCUCUCCCCAACACUGC